Didymella exigua CBS 183.55 is the source of this 417-nucleotide messenger RNA. Its product is annotated as DDE-domain-containing protein. Gene Ontology annotation, molecular function: DNA binding. The annotation marks the transcript as partial. Gene Ontology annotation, cellular component: nucleus. Lineage: Eukaryota; Fungi; Ascomycota; Dothideomycetes; Pleosporales; Didymellaceae. The record is from RefSeq and is a predicted model, not a curated record. The transcript has 2 exons.
CUUGUUGUAACAGGGUCAGAAAGAAGAGGCAGGCCUAAGGCUAUUCAGCCAGGUAAUCGCGAGUGGGUGACGGCGAUUGCUGCAAUCAACGCUGCUGGCUGGUCAGUCCCGCCGUUCCUCAUCUUCGCUGGCCAGUAUCAUCUAUCUGCCUGCGACAAUGGCUGGACAAAUAACAAGCUAGGAGUAGAGUGGCUGAAGCACUUCAAUGCUCACACAAAGACUUGCGUUGUUGGUGUGCGUUGCCUGCUCGUCCUUGACGGCCAUGAGAGCCACCACUCUCUUGAGUUUCAAGAGCUCUGCAAGGAGAACAAUAUCUAUACGCUCUGCAUGCCGCCUCACUCAUCCCAUCUACUGCAGCCGCUUGACGUUGGCUGCUUCUCGCUGUUGAAGCGCGCGUAUAGCCGUGAGGUUGAGAGC